CGGGGCUGGUGGAACUCCAAAAUGGCUGCCGCGGGGAGCGGCGGUUAGAACGGGUUCCAGUCGCUUGGGGGCGUUGGGGGGCUCGAGGGCAAGAGGUUACGCGCCCCAGCUCCCACCUUGGGUCCUUCGCCUGCACCCAGUCUAACCUGGCACCUAAAGAUUUCACUCUAUCUUCAGCCCCUCACCAUUGUCUCAGAGUUUAAGCCUUAACGGAUGAAGGAAAAAGAUUAUUUGUGAAAAGAAAUUAUCUAACACUUCUCAUCUAUCUAACUGGAGUUUCACUAGCUGGAGUUUUUCUGGUUGGUGUAUUACUUUAUUCAGUGAUAAUAUGAAAAUUACUAUCUUCACUGAAGGAUCUACUGAAUAAUCAUUUUAACUCAACUAUAUUGCAUUCUUGGAAGCAAUCCUUUCAAUUGAUCUACUGACUUCACAAUGUCUGAAAUCAGAUUCACCAAUCUCACUUGGGAUCAAGUUAUAACACUGGAUCAAGUGUUAGAUGAAGUAAUUCCAAUUCAUGGAAAGGGGAAUUUCCCCACAAUGGAGGUAAAACCAAAAGACAUCAUUCAUGUUGUGAAAGAUCAACUCAUAGGGCAAGGAAUUAUUGUUAAAGAUGCCAGAUUGAAUGGUUCCAUAGCAAGUUACGUACUUGCAAGCCAUAAUGGAAUCAGCUAUAAGGAUCUGGACAUUAUUUUUGGUGUUGAGCUUCCAAGUAACGAAGAAUUUCAGGUUGUUAAGGAUGCAGUUCUAGGCUGUCUACUUGACUUUUUACCAAAAGAUGUAAAGAAGGAAAAGCUCUCCCCAGAUACCAUGAAAGACGCUUACGUACAGAAAUUGGUCAGGGUUUGCAAUGGGCAUGAUUGUUGGAGUCUUAUCUCCCUUUCAAAUAACGCUGGGAAGAAUUUAGAACUAAAAUUUGUGAGUUCACUCAGACGGCAGUUUGAAUUUAGUGUAGAUUCCUUUCAAAUUGUUUUGGAUCCCAUGUUAGACUUCUACAGUGACAAAAAUGCCAAGCUAACCAAAGAAUCCUAUCCUGUUGUGGUAGCUGAAAGCAUGUAUGGAGACUUCCAGGAAGCAAUGACACAUUUGCAACACAAGCUCAUAUGUACCAGGAAACCUGAAGAGAUUAGAGGUGGUGGCCUUCUGAAGUACUGCAGCUUGCUGGUUCAUGGCUUCAAGCCAGCCUGUAUGUCAGAAAUCAAAAACCUAGAACGUUAUAUGUGCUCUAGAUUCUUUAUUGAUUUUCCUCAUAUAGAAGAACAGCAAAAGAAAAUUGAAUCAUACCUCCACAACCAUUUCAUAGGUGAAGGAAUGACCAAGUAUGACUACCUUAUGACCUUGCAUGGAGUUGUGAAUGAAAGCACCGUUUGCCUCAUGAGUUAUGAAAGAAGACAGAUUCUCCACCUGAUCAACAUGAUGGCUUUGAAAGUACUUGCAGAACUAAAUAUUCUACCCAAUACACAAAAGGUAACUUGCUUUUAUCAGCCUGCUCCGUACUUUGCAGCUGAGGCAGGGUACCCUAUUUAUGUAAUACCUGAGCCACCCCCUGUUAGCUUCCAGCCAUACCACCCACUGCACUUUCGUGGAUCAAAUGGUAUGAGUUAAAAAAUACACAUGCAACCAUGGAAACUUUGAUUUAAUUAAACACCAUUUAAAAGCAAGUUUCCAAAUGUAAAAUUCAAGAUCUUUUUUUAUUUUUGUACAGUUACCAAUUAUUUUCAAUUACAGUUGAUGGAAUAGUAGUUACCAACUAUUUUUGGUCAAUUAAGCCAUCAUAGUAAAUACAAUAUCUAUAAACCAACCACUUUAAAUGUUUUUCAAACGUUAUUGACUAGCUAUAAUAACUUUCAAAUGUUGUGUUCCCCUUGAAAUGAUUUUCAAAUCUUUUGACUACUUGUGACUUUCAAAUUUACUGUGACAAAUAUAUUAGAGAUGCCUGCAUCUUUGACUAUAACAUAAAAGGACAGAUUCAUGUUUUAAAAUUAAGAUGUACAGUGAAGUAUCAAAUUUUUUAUAUUCAGUCCGUUCCUUUGUUACAUUUAGUUCUUUUUUUCUAUUGAACAAUACCAUCAAUAAAUUUUCAGUACUUAACAGAAAUGCCUAAUUUCAAAAGCAACAGAUUCAGAAGACAUUAAAACCCUGGACUUUUCAAGCAUUUUUUUUGACAAUUAAAUUGGGUUGGAUACAAAAAUCCUACUAUAGUUUAAAGGAAUACUGGAAAAAAAUGGUUCUGGAAAGCCCUGGACAUUAGUAAUUUGUCAUCUAUAUAAUAAAACAUUUAGUUAAUUUGUGGAUUUGAAUAACAAUACCAUACAGCUGUGCAACUACUACUGAGAUCAGAUACAGGGUUUUUUGCCCCUCAAAAUAAGUUAAAACGAAUGAAAAUGACCAGCUCUGAAUGUGAAAGCUUUCUAUCAUCAUCUACUACAAAGAGACUCUAAAUGGCAAACAGGAAAAAACAGGCAGAGGUUUAUAGCCAUAGCAUUUACCAUUUUAUGGCUUAUUUGAAAAACAUCUUUAUGUUGAGAAACAUUCCAUUUCAGUAAGUUAAAAUAUUUUAAUUGUAACUAAAUGAAGCAGGUUUUUCAUUUUGCCUUUACCAAAGAUCAUUUUCUAACAUGCCACUCAAGUGCCUCUUCGUGUGAAUUUUUGCAUAACACUAUAAUUUAGUCAACAACUGUGUACCUUUACAGUAUAUCUAAAUAUAUACUUACUACAUCGAGUAUACUGCUAGAAAAAUCUACCAGUGGGAUUAAAAAUGUAUUUUCUUCCCAUAAUGAAAAUAAUUCAUGACCAAUAUUACCUGAAGUGUCAGAAGAGGAGCUGUCUUAAAUUAAUAUGGAUCAGGCCAUUGGAAAACUUCAGUAUUUCCACUUGGUUAUGAUUUUUUGUGAGUUUCCAUUUCAGUUUUUAUUGACCAUCACGUUUUCUAUCACAACAUGACCUGACAGUUGUAUCCCGAUAAUUUGCCAGUUAUAGACUGUGCUUAUCUUCACUGUAUUACAAUAUUGGACAGAAGUACACCAAAUAUGGCAUUUUCAAAUAACCAAUAUUUCCGAGAUGUUUUAUACCACAGCACAAGUGGCCAUCAGUAUAUUUUUAAAGAAUUAUGUAUCACAGAACCCUGAGGCUUUAAAACACUAUGGACUUACCACUUUCUUGACAAAGAAUUUGUAAUUACAAUAAAAUAUUUAGAAAUGAAAGGACUGUGAUUGUGAUGUCAUGGGUAUAGAUUCAGUAGGUUCAAUAUUUUCCAGAGUGGUAUUUGACACUGAAUAGCAGAAUUCUGAAGCUAUUUGGAAAUAUCUCAUACCCCAUGUGCUCCCAUAGCUUUCUUUGAUCCCAUUGAGAAUUUAAACUCCUUCUUUCCUAAAAAGCAAAUUAUUUAUGGUAUUCUCCUAAAGCUUUAAGUCCUGAUGGAAGAAUGGCCUGAAAGCUAGGUAUGUUCUCCUAACAUUUUAAGCAUGUAUUUCCCUUGUAACAGCAAAGCUCUCAGAACUGCUAUCUAUGAUUUUCUCAAGAGAAAGAAUUUAAACCUCUUGAAUGGGGAUGGUAUCACUGAAGAAAAAGCUGUAGCUUUAUUUCUCAUGGCUUGCUUUCUAUAGAUACCGUUACCAAGCUAGUACUUUGCUCCCAACCAACCAGAAAAAUAUCAGUCUUCAACAGUGUAUGAAUAUCUCUCCAGGAUUAGGCUAGUUCCCUUGAGAAGGAGUAUUAUUUCAUUCUGCUGAUUAGGGUAGUAAAUGGAAAAGUUUUUCUAUAAAUUAAUGAAUGCUAGCCUCUUUGCCAAAAGGAGUUAAUAGAAGUUAUUUUUUUAAAAACCCUACUCUAAAGCAUAUGACAUCCCAUUACCAAAGAGAAACAGUAUUAUCUUUGCCUGUUUAAUAUGUAGCCAUUUUAUUUUGUACAAACGCAGUACUGAGUCUUGGUUUAGGAAGUUUUUUUUUUUUUCAGGAACCUAACCAAAACCAAAAAAGAAAGCAAUUUUUAAUAUAAUUCUAACAUUCAUAUCUGUGAGACAAAUUUUGUCAGCUACAGAUACAUAUUUUUUAAACCAGAAUAUUCUUGUAUUUCAAAAAUAUCCACACAUUAUUAUCAAACUUCUACAAGUAGGGUAUUUAUAACUUUUAAAGUUUUAUAUAUUCUUCUAAUAGUGACUCAUGCCCAAUUUAGCUGAACAGAAUUGAAAGAGAAGGAUUAACUACUUGAUUUAAUUUAGAGAAAAGCCAGCUAAAUUCAAGACAAAAAUAUCAGAGCUAGAAAUGUCAACUUCCCCUCAAAACUGGGAAAGCCUUCUGUGCCCAAAUUCCAUCUUCUUACAUCAGCAAAGAUCUAUUAAAAUACAUUCAAAUUAGAGAGUUUAACAUUUGUCUUUAAAGUCACAGUUUAGUUAUGCAUUGAUAAAAAUAAGAUGAAAAAUGCCUCAGAUACAAUUAAAAAUCCUUUUUAUUCAGUGCAUCUAUUACCUGGAAGUAGUCGUUCAACUUUAAAAAUAUGGGAAGUUAAAGCAUAUAAUUGAGAACAUUGUUGAAGUUUUAAAGUUUCCAAUACUUUUCAAAAUUACAUUGAUUUAAGAGCGCAUAUGUCUCACUCAUUGAAGAUUUUCAGAAAUAUAAUUUACAUUGUAAAUUAACAUUAAAACAGGAUUGGGAGAUAUGUAGAACUACAAUUUGGUAAAUAUUUUCAUGACGACCACGUUGAUAAGGCAUCAAACCCAACAUUUUAACCUAAUCUGGGAUUUAUUUCCUUUACCAUUGUAAAAUAAAAUGCAUUUAACAUUUUGUUUUUAGUUGUGCUCUCUAUUUGGUGGUUAUAUUCUGUAAGUUAUAAUGUUAAAAUUUAUGUAAUAAGCAUUUGGAAAUUUUAUUGCUGACCCACUGCUCCAUUUAAUGAAUAUUUCUUCAGCACAUAUUGAAAGUAGCAAAUCUGUUGGGAUUUCAGUGUUUUGCUCUUAAAUCCUUCAUUAAGGAAACAGUUUUUCUUGAAUUUUACAAGUUUUAACAGAAAACAUAUUAUUUAGCAUAUAUGCUAUUUUGAAGCCAAUUCAGCAUGUAACUCGUGAUCUUUGAGCGUAACACAUAAUUUCUUUUGCUUUUUUAUGGGGGAGUGUAAGGUGAUUUUUUCACAAUUUUCAUGUUUAAGGCAGUGCUACAUGGAUGUAUUUGUUUUAAACAACAACAAAAACACACUUUUUGUCUAUAUGUAACUCUUGAAAGAGCAAAAGAUAGACAAUAGAUGAACAGCUGAAUUUUAUGUGCAUGUGUUUUUUAUGGCCCGUCAAAUAAACCAAACCUCCCUGUCCUAGAAAGAUAGUAUCAUAUAGAUAUACAUUUUAGUAGCUCAGAGCAAAAUAAUUAGUCCCUGUAAAUGCAUAAAAUGACCUUUCUAAGAAAGAAAUGUCUUCAGAGGGCCCUCUUUGAAAAAAUUUUUCUUCUUAAUUUCCAAAUUAAAAUUGAUGAGUCGAAUAACCCAACCCAAGUAAUGUCAUGGUAAUUUUUUUGAUAAUUCACUUGUUAUAUAUUUUAGAUGGUAGAAUUUGAACCAUUCUCUAAAAUGCUAAUAGGUAGUCCACCUUAUGUUAUGAAUAGACAUGGUUCAGUCACACCUGGUCCUUUGGCUCAACUAGAGAACCCAGAAACAUGGGAUUGAAUUCUUGUUUUAGUAUUUGUAUAACUCCAAUAUCAGUGGGGGAGGUUGCUCUUCAUGAAAAUGACGGUAGAAGUAGUAUGAGCGUUCACACUAAUAUUCUAUUCAGUAAUUUCACUUUUAUUAUAGGAGGACAACAUAAAUAAAAUUUGUCUAUAUAGCAGGUGGCUUUAAUCCCAAAAGGAAAAAUAAUACAGGCGUUGUCAUAUUUUUAACUUGUAAAAUCAGAGUUAAAAAGCACAUUCUUCUAUUAUGUGUAGUACUCACUUCCAAUAUUUUUAAAAUAAAAAUUGAUAUUAGAUAGCCAUUACAUGUAUGUGUUUUAAAAGUUAUUAUAAAUGUUCACUUCUCCCGAGUAAAAUUAAAGAUUCAACACAAACAUAUGUUUGCAGAUAUUUGAACAAACAGAAUUGUAAAUAAUUUUCUCUAAGCUUCACAUGUAACCUUUUUGAACGCAAAAGAUUUCUACAUAAAUUAUUUUCUUUAUGGUUUUGGGAGUUUUGUAAGGUAGUUUUGGACAUUGAGAGUUAAAUGCCUUAAAAAACCAAUGGUUGUUAAGGCAGUGAACUUCAGAUAACUAUUGUCUUAUCGAAAGAUUUGCCGUCAGGUAAAAUGCAUUUAAUAAUGUCAGCAAGUAAAAAGUGUAAAUUUUAGCAGUUUUAAGGUUAAAAAUUGACUUCCUUUAAAAGCACCUAAAUACAUAUUUCAAGUGAAAGGCAUUAUAUUCUUCUAGAUAAAUAAUAUGUGUACCAAAACAGAAACCAUGCCAGGAAAGUUAUCUGAUUUCAAAAUGUAGAGGACUAUAUUCAAUAUGCUGUGAAUAGAUUUCUAUGAAAUUCAGCAACUAUUUACUAAGUUAGGGAAAGUACCUCUAUAGAAGAGAUAUAUAAAUUCUGGUAAUCCUGACAGUUUCCAAAAAGGGAGCAUGUAUUCCAUUUUCCUGAGGACCAAGUUUUUAAUUCCUCCCAUUUUGCUUCCUCAUUUUCUUCAUUUAUUGAAAUGAUACCUCUUUAUGCUCACAAUGAUAAGAUGCAAAAAAUGACAUCUGGGGGAAAUUUGUUACUGUUUAUAUUACCAAAAGACAAAAUGACACUAUGCCAAGUUUAAUUACUAGUGAGGGAGAGUCUAGAAAUGUCAUGAUUAUUAGUCAGGUAGAAUUGUGUUUGUGGAUGGUCCCGUUCUAGAAGAGAAAGCUUUCAUGUGUGCAUUAUAGAGAGUCCAAUUUUAGGAGUUCUAAUAUUUCAAGAUUUCCCUUAACUACAUAUACUAACAAGACUUUAAUUCAGAAGCCAUGAUUCUAGAGAUAAAAAUUCACUUCUCAGUUCUUGCAAAACCCAGGAGUUCUAGGCAGCUAAAUGUGAAGAAAUGACUUAAUUGGCUUACUGUAUCAUUUAGAGCUCAGACUGGUAUAAAUUAUAAAAUACCUUUCUUUAGUAAGAAGUGUCAAAAUUAUUUUAAGCAUCAUUACGUGAUACUGUGUAAUUCCUGGGAAUUUUUAAAAGAUAAGUUGCAUUUCAGUUUAGAUUUGAAUAUAUAAAAAUUAUAAGUAAAAUCAUUUAAACUUUUAAGAAAUGAAAGCCACGUCAAUUUAGAUUUCAUACAUAAAAUUAUGUCAAAUCAUACAAACUUACACAUUUUAAAUUCCUAUAGAUUUUAAAUUCCUAUAGACUUAAUGGUACAUUAUGAUGUAAAACUUUUCCUAGAUGAUUCACCUUCAUAAAUUAUAAUGCAGUAUCAUAUUUACUGAAUAAAGUUCAGUAUAUUUUAUGUAUUUUAUUCAAAAAGAUUAAAUAUUUUUUAAUAAAGAUUGGAAAUAACCCAAUGGAUUAUCUGCAUUUUCCAGAUCUCAACUCAUUGUAAUUGGACGAUAUUGUUAUAUGAAUAUGUUUUCAAUUUGCCUUUAAGUUCUUUUGACACAGUUUAGUUGUUCAAUUUAUAGAUGGCUGACGCUAAAACUAUAAGUUGACAUGGCAAACUCUGAUUUGAUCUUUAAAUAAAAAUGUUCCAGUAUUUUUAAAACAAAUCCCGUAUGUCUCUGGAAACCACAUUCACUUUAUAUCCAUACACUACCACUAGACUAAAUAGAAAAGUAUCAUUCUCUUGGCAGUAGUCUCUGUUUAGAUUGAGUGAAAUCAGUGUUAGUAACUUUUCCUUCUAGUUUGAAAUAAGCAACUACAACUUUUUUUUAGGAAAUUUUUAUUGUGGAUAUGUUUAAACAUGCACAAAAAUACAGAAUGAGCCUUCUCCUGUACCCAUGCGUCAGCUCAGGUUGUUGAUAUUUGCCAGUUCUGUUUUACGUAUCCCAGCUCUUAUACACACACUCAUUUGCAUGCUUUUUUUCCCCUCUGAGGUAUUUUAAAGUAAACUUCAGACAUUAUGUAAUUUCACCGUAAAUUUACCAGCCAUAUAUCUCCAACUGAUAAAGUUUAAAAGAAAAAUAAGCACUUUACCAUUAUCACACCAAAGAAAAUUAUGAAUACCUUUAUAUCACCUUAUACCUCAAUUAAUGUUCGGAUUUCCCCAAAAGGUUUCAGGAAUGUAAUUUUACCAUUGAGUUUGCACAAAUAAAGAUCCAGCAAGGGCCACACAUUGCCUUUGGUUUAUGUGUCUUUCAGUCUUCUUUCAAUCUUGUCAGUAGUUUUGUUGCCCUGACUCCGCCAUUUCUGUUGUGCCAUUUGUUUUGGGAGGAGACUGACCGUCUGCUCUGUAGAGCUCCGCAGUUCUGAAUCUUUUUGCAUCCUCUUGGUGCGCCCUAAUACAACAUUUUUUGAAGUUCUUCUGGGCAUAGAGUUAAUGUCUCAACCUACAAAACAGAGAAUUAAGAAGAAUUAAGACACUUAUCCAGAUAAUUCACAUCAGUAACAUGUCACUGUGUAAUAAACAAUGCAACAAAUACCUAAGUUAUUUAUGAUCCAAACCAUUGAAUAACUGUGUUCUCCCAUAUGAAGCAGACCAAAAAUAACUAUUACAUAUGGCACAAGUCCUACAAUACUGUUUCACGAUGUGUAAAACAAUUCAUCUGAUAAAGAAUAAAGUGAGAAGAAGAUCUGACUUCAAAUCUAAACACACAAAUUGGAUCCGUAGGUAUAUAUCUUAAAGAUAUGUCUGAAGUUUCAGUUAAUUCAAAUUCAAUUGUUUAGCAUUAAAUAAAAUAUUAGUGAAAGGAAUUAUAGUCACUGAGUGGGAAAUGAAACAGAAACAUCUAAAUGUAUUUACCCAGAACCCAGUGAAAUUGCUGACACCAUUUCCUACACUAUUAAAUUAAGAAGAAGUACAGUUUAAGUAAUUCAACUUUUUAGGACAAUUGUGAAUAUAAAUAUAGAUUUAUAAAAAUUUUGGACACCUUUUUAGCCUUCUAGUUUAUAUCACCAGUUCUAGUUUUUUAGUGCAAAAGUAUUUAAGUGUUCUGAAAAACUUACUGUGUUUCUGUAAAUGAAUAUUUUGAGCAGUAUUUCAGUAGUGGGGCAUCUAAGACAUGACUGAAAUUUCCAAUGGUGAGUUAAAUGUCAAUCUUUGCUUUCAUGUUGACUAUAUGUUUGUUAAAUAAGAACAGUUUCUUACCAUGUUGUUAUUCAUUACAUAGUUCUGAAAUGUGUAGCUGCUAUUUUGGAAAAUGUAUUUUACUGUUAACAAAAAAAUUAUUGUUAUAUGAGCAGUGUGGGCUCUUUUUGGUGAAAAUUAUUUUUAAAUAGAUUAUAAUAACUAAUAAGUAUAACUGUACUCUUUAUUGUUUAUCUAAUAGUUUUUAUACCUGUUUUUUCUUGUGCUUUUGUACACUAUAAGGAAAAAACACUGUAGAAACUCUGUUACUAGAUUAAAAUGAUUUUUAAAAUAAAAUCACUGGGAAACAUACAGCAAUGUGCCA
Molecule: messenger RNA, 9508 nt
Organism: Gorilla gorilla gorilla (western lowland gorilla)
Lineage: Eukaryota; Metazoa; Chordata; Mammalia; Primates; Hominidae
Gene: TENT5D
Product: terminal nucleotidyltransferase 5D
Exons: 5
Coding region: 433-1602 (389 amino acids)
Biological process (GO): mRNA stabilization
Molecular function (GO): RNA binding; poly(A) RNA polymerase activity
Source: RefSeq, a predicted model, not a curated record